This is a messenger RNA of Pseudomassariella vexata, 1173 nucleotides long. RefSeq names its product Lactonase, 7-bladed beta-propeller-domain-containing protein. Lineage: Eukaryota; Fungi; Ascomycota; Sordariomycetes; Amphisphaeriales; Pseudomassariaceae. The record is from RefSeq and is a predicted model, not a curated record. The transcript has 2 exons. The annotation marks the transcript as partial. Gene Ontology annotation, molecular function: 6-phosphogluconolactonase activity; protein binding.
CUGUUGGCCCUCGGCUUCUCGCCUAGAGUCUUCGGCGCAACGCUGCUAGCAUCACACUUCACCGGUAGAAUCUACACGCUCUCCUUGGACACUACAGGCAGCGGCAAUGGCAGUCUCUCCAUCAUCUCAUCUGCCACUGGCUGCGGCGCCAUGCCCACGUGGUUGACGCUGGAUUCGGCAUCGGGUACUCUGUACUGCUUCGACGAGGAGUGGACCGGCAGCGGUUUCGCGGCCACUUACACGGUGGGCGCCAACGGCUCGCUCAAGCAGACGGGCCAGGCGCCCACGACGGGCAGCUCGGUGCAUGGCUGGCCGUAUGGGGGUACCGAUGGCCAGGGUUAUCUAGCUACGGUGGAAUACGAUCCCUCAACUCUAACGACCUACAAACUCCCCCUCUUCCGCAACACCACCCGCCUCGCCCAGCAAAAGUUCACCAUGUCCGCUCCCGGUCCCAAUCCCGACCGCCAAAACGCCCCCCACCCACACUCCGUCAUCCCAGACCCAACGGGGAAUUUCCUUCUCGUCCCGGACCUCGGCGCGGACCUAAUCCGCAUUUUCGCCAUCGACGCUGCUUCGGGCAACUUGAACGCCUGUCCUCCGGCCCAAGCGGGCGCCGGGGACGGUCCGAGGCAUGGCGCCUUCUGGGCUCCCAAAGAGGGAGACACCAAGGGACUGAAGCUGUACACCGUCAAUGAGCUGAGCAAUUCUGUCUCCGCGUGGGAGGUUUCGUAUACCCCUGAUUCGGACGCGGGGUCGAAACCAGACUGUCUGUCUCUUACGAAAACGCAGACCCUCUCCACCUACGAGGACAAAACACCUCCUGCCAACAGCAAAGCAGCUGAAGUCCAGGUCUCCGGCAACUAUGUGUAUGCAGCGAACCGGAACGACCAGACGUUCGGUCCGCAGGAGGACUCGUUGGUCACGUAUAAGAUUGAUCCCGAAACGGGGGCGAUUGAGUGGCUAGAGGCUGUGAAUGCGCAUGGCUGGUAUCCGCGCUCUUUUGCGAUUAACAAGGAGGGGACUUACGUAGCGGUGGGGGGUCAGACGUCGUCGAAUGUCGCGGUUUUGGCGAGGGAUCCGGCGACGGGGAAGAUUGGGGGACUGGUGGCUAGUGUGGAUGUGGCAACGAAGGGGACAGAUGGGGGGGAGGAUGGGCUGAGUUCUGUCGUUUGG